AUGACUGUCGAAGUGGACACGUUCAAACACUACGCCAAUUCUGGCGUCAGCAUUUCCUUUUCAAAACAACAGCAACUCUCUUCUCCAUCAACUUCUCACAACGGCUCCACCCCCGCAACAACCACGAGUUAUCAAAUCGAAGAAUCCGUACGAGCAGCAGACUUUACGUCUCAAUCUGACAACAACAACAACAACAACAAUGUCAUCGCCAUUUCACCUUACUCCGAACCGGGACAUCUUCUCGACCUCAGCUCUCUUGAAGCACCAUCUCAGUAUCUCGCCAGGGCACUCACACACCUCAAAGCCCUGCGUCCAGAUUACGCUACUGCCCCGUAUCUCGAUACUUUCAACUGGGGCGAGGUCGUGCGGAUUGUCCAGCAAUUGGCGGAGCAAGACGGAUACACGCCUGAGUUGCGUGCCGAGCCUGAGAAUGGCAGUGCCGCGAACACAACUACCAAAACGCAUAUAAGCGGUCCAAAAGAAUGGUCCUUUUACAUUGUCGCCUUCCGAUCACGUGUGCCCGUGGGCACUGACCGAACGGAGAUUUACCAGUUGGACGCCAUUGCGCAUCGCGAGGCCAUGGAACGUGGUGGCCUACUCAAGUAUUGGUACGGUGUUCCGGACGUGAAUGGCAGGAAUCUGGCAACCUGCCUAUGGCGCUCCCGCGCCGACGCUAAACGCGGCGGCUCCGGCCCCGGCCACCAGCGCGCCAUGCGCGUCACGAUGCGGCACUACACCGAGUGGGACCUCGAGCGGUACCGUCUGAGAAUUACUCCUCAGGUACCUGCCCCUGCUCCUGCCGCUGAUAGUACACCUGAUGGUGAACCCAAGACGAAACUGACCUGGAAAUGGGACGUCUCCAAGUGGCAUGACCAUGAAGAGGAGUAA
Molecule: messenger RNA, 888 nt
Organism: Xylona heveae TC161
Lineage: Eukaryota; Fungi; Ascomycota; Xylonomycetes; Xylonales; Xylonaceae
Exons: 2
Coding region: 1-888 (295 amino acids)
Source: RefSeq, a predicted model, not a curated record